AAUGUCGGAAAGUGUAUGAUGCUACGUGUUUUAAAACCUGUUCAGAUUACAAAGUUGUGUAGAGUUUUUCAACCUGAAUAGCUUCAACAAACAAAACUGAAGCCUGAAAAUAGCAUUAAGAUUUUGUAUAAAUAAACAUGAGGAAGGUCACUUUGAAAGAGCUUCUUCUGACAGCCUUAAUAUGCAACUGAAACUUGUGUGCAACUGCAGGCAGUAAUUCAGUCUGAGCAUAUCAUCCAUGCAAUGUCUUUGUGGUCAUGAAAUAAUUCAUUCUUUUUAUUUCUUAUCGCAUUUUUCUCAUGUGAAAUAAAUGACAGCGUCCCUGCAUCACACGUGCUCACUACCUCCCACACUGUGUGGUUAAAAUAACUAGACCUCUCCGGUUUUUAAGUGCACAAAAGAAGUUAAAGGCAAAUGAGGUAUAGAGGUCAUUUGUUUUAAUCAUUUGAAGUCCCUUGUGCUUUUAGACUGUGACACUGCAAGCCAUGGUGUUACUUCUCUAUUGUAGCUUGGACAAUGAGUAACGCCCCAUCUAUAUUUGUCCAGUGAAUGAAAGAAUGAAAGAGAAGAUAAUUUGUGAUUGGCUCUGGAUGAACAGAUAACAUUGUUUGUCACGUAGUAACUGCAUGAGAACACAUAGUGCUCUUGAUUGUCAUGGCUUAAGCUUUAAGUAGUUUUUAUUUCAGUCUACAAGACAGGUGCUAUCUCUGUACUACAUCAUAUUACUCGAGCUUGUAUCUGACUUGACUAAAAUUACUCAGCUACCUCAAACCAACAUCUCUUCUUCAUUUGCACCAUCAUGAGUUAGAACAGCAAGUGUCUGCAAAAUACAAAAGAGGAUGCCGUUUCUGAAAUUCACAAUGAUAUUAUCAACAUGUGUGUGGAUUCUUAUCUCUUUGUUUCCUGUGUUUAUAGCUGGACAUGCAUUAUUUAACGGCACCUCGGUUCAGACGGGUCAUCGAGGAAUGUCAGUCAAUAUCAGCUGUAACUACAAACCAUCAAAUGACAGUGAUGGUUUAAUAGUAGAACUGCAAACUAAUAGCACAUUGUGCUCAGUGAUGAAAAAUAACAAUUCAUGGAUAAAUCAGUCAUGUAGAUAUCACUGUAGAUUUAUUUGGAUUCCAGAUACUGUGCGAAUGGCAUUUGAGAUAUCAAAUCUGCAGAUAAAAGAUACUGGCACUUACAAAUGUGUUGUGACAAGAGCUAUACCACCUCCUUCUGUGCUUUUGAGAGAAGAAAGAACAUUUGUUCAAGUUACUGCACACCCAGUUGUGUCUGUGUCAGAUGUAAGUGCAUUGGGUGGAUUUCCCACAAUCCUGUGCAUCUCUGAGGGGUUUUACCCUUCUGCUCUAGAGCAGCUGUGGAUGAGAAAUGGAGCAUUUCAUAAUGCCUCAAUCACAAACAGCACUAACAAAACCAACCCUGAUGGAUCAUUCACCCUCCAUUCAUACCUGAAGAUAUCUGACUGUGCACACUACUCGUGUUGGGUAAACCACUCAUCCCUGAGCCAACCAGCAAUACUCCACAUGAGUCCUACUGACUGUAAUGAGGACAGAGAGGGGUUUAAUGGUUAUAAUAUUCAGAUAGCUUUGUUCAUCUCUUCACUGCUAACUUCAGUCCUCGUGAUCAUCACAGCAAUGUGUUGUCCAUACAGAGCCUGUCAGCAGCCUGUGAGCGUCAGUGUCACAUCUGACUCUGAACUGAAGACUGUGGUUCUGUACUCAAUACUGAGUUAUCCUCAUCCAGUUUCAUACAUCAACUGUCACCUCCACAAACCUGAUUAUUCCAGUUUAUUAUUCCAGUGAGACAUGUAGACCUGUAACUCAAAAAAUAAAGUAUGUCCAA
Messenger RNA from Carassius carassius (crucian carp), 1845 nucleotides. RefSeq lists its product as uncharacterized. Bases 840 to 1805 code for a protein of 321 amino acids. The record is from RefSeq and is a predicted model, not a curated record. NCBI's taxonomy places the organism in Eukaryota, Metazoa, Chordata, Actinopteri, Cypriniformes, Cyprinidae. Gene Ontology annotation, biological process: cell surface receptor signaling pathway; negative regulation of T cell proliferation; positive regulation of T cell proliferation. Gene Ontology annotation, cellular component: external side of plasma membrane. The transcript is spliced from 6 exons.